This is a messenger RNA of Oreochromis aureus, 941 nucleotides long. RefSeq lists its product as uncharacterized. NCBI's taxonomy places the organism in Eukaryota, Metazoa, Chordata, Actinopteri, Cichliformes, Cichlidae. The transcript is spliced from 4 exons. The record is from RefSeq and is a predicted model, not a curated record. Bases 72 to 941 code for a protein of 289 amino acids.
ACGAUGAUGUAUAUUGGUUGUGGGCAGGCGCUUUCGUUCAGCUAGCCUGUUGUUGCAGGAGAGGAGCUACUAUGCCGCAUUGUGCAGCUUUCGGUUGUAAUUUCCAGUCGAAGGGCAACAAAGGAACAGAUGUAAGUCUGCACAGCUUUCCUCAUGAGAAAGCAAGAAGAAAGCAAUGGGAAGAUGCCUGCGGUCGAGUACAACUCCCCAAAGACUCGCGGCUGUGCUCUCGCCAUUUUAGCCCUGAUGCGUUUGAGGCAUUUAGUCGACCACGGUUGAUAAAAGAGCUCACAGGUGCUUCUGGUUAUAAGCGAAGACUAAAACCAAAUGCAGUCCCGACAGUUUUUCGCUAUGAGGAGACCACGGGUCCAGGAAAAGCGAGUGAAAACCGCGCUAAGAAACGCAUAAGACCAGAGAUGCUAAACAGUUUCCGGGAUGGUGGUAAACAACAACAACCCGCUUCUACAGUAGCCAACAUGUGCGUGGAUGAUGGUGACCAAUCAGACACUCUGUCAGUUAUGGAGGAGACAAGCAAUGAAGCAGCUGAAGCUACUAAAGUAUCCCAGAGUGUUACAAGAGAUCAUGACUACUGCUCAGUCCCUGAGCCAUCAGCAGCAGCUGCAGAAGACCUGUCCAAAGAUGUGGAGAGUCUGAGGAAGGAAAUACAGGAGUUACGUGUCCAGCGAAAGUUUGGGUUACAGCGGUUUGCUGGCUCUGACACUGACAUCCAAUUCUAUACCAGAUUUCCAAGCUAUAAUCAUUUGAUGGCAUUCUGGGUUUUGAUUGAGCCUUGCAUCUAUAAAAUGAUCCGGGCUUCAAGAGCCAAGUCAGCUGCCAACACGGACGAAGAAGUGUUGACACCUGCACGCACACAAACGAGGCAGCUGCUCCAGCCAGUCGACGAGUUCUUUCUUUCCUGGUUUUCCUGUCUGUUGGUCUGA